This is a messenger RNA of Linum trigynum, 900 nucleotides long. The record is from the annotation of a GenBank genome assembly. NCBI's taxonomy places the organism in Eukaryota, Viridiplantae, Streptophyta, Magnoliopsida, Malpighiales, Linaceae.
AUGAGGAAGAAGCUCGAUACCCGCUUCCCGGCUGCUCGCAUAAAAAAAAUCAUGCAAGCUGAUGAGGAUGUUGGCAAGAUAGCCCUGGCAGUGCCUGUCUUAGUGUCUAAAGCAUUGGAAUUGUUUUUGCAAGACCUUUGUGAUCGUACUUAUGAAGUUACCCUUCAUAGAGGAGCGAAGACCAUGAGUUCACUCCACCUAAAACAUUGUGUCCAAAGCUAUAAUGUGUUUGAUUUUCUGCGAGAAAUUGUUAGCAAGGUUCCUGAUUAUGGCCAUGGUCAUGGCCACCCUGAUGCACCUGCGGAUCACAGAGUCCUUCAUAAGAGGAAGCCCAUUAUGGAUGAAGGCAAUGAGAGCGAUGAAGAAAUGAAGAGAAGCAGGAUGCAUGAUACAAGCCACACAGUCGUUACUGGUCGAGGGAGAGGUCGUGGUCGAGGGAGAGGUCGUGGUCGAGGUGCUCGAAACGCGGAUAGAGAAUUGGCUCAUCGUGAGGCCGACUCUGAAGCUGCUUGUACUACUCCACGCGGCAACAUCCCAGUUCCUGGAACGAUGAUAGAUGACGGAAUGGAUUCAAAGGAGAUGUUGGUGAAAGAGCCUAUGGAAGCAGUUACAGAUGGUACAGCCAAUCAACCAGAACGAAACUUCGAUCUUAAUGCUGAGGUCAAAGACAACAACGAAGACACGAAAGCUGCAGCAGCAGCAGCGUUGCCAGCUUCUUCAGCAAUAGGGCCUGUGCCUGCUGGCCAAGGUUCGUCCACGGCACCAGAAACCACCACCCACGAAGAAUAUCCAGGUUGGUCGCUUUCAGAAGUCGACAAGAUGGCUAUUGAUCCCUUACAGCUGGCCCAGAUGAGCUCUAGGAUGGACGAAGAGGAAGAAGACUAUGACGAAGAAGGAUGA